AUUACCUAGAAUUCAAGAAUAUGAUCUAAUGAGUUUUACUCUUAUUGGUUACCUGACUAAUCCCUUAUUUUAUUCAAAUUUAAGACUGAUUAAAAGUAAGAACAAUGCUCUUAAAGAGAUUACUUAAUUUACGAGCGGAGAUAUUUUUCGUCUGAACUAUAACUAAAGAUGAAAAUUCAGAUGGGAAAGUAAAAGUGAGGGAGAGAGAGAGAGAGGGUAGAAGUAAAGCUGAGAAUCCCUACAAAAUCUGGUCAUGAUGCAGGCACCCUCACGGUGCCAUUAUAUAAAAACAGUGACUUUGUUUAAUCCUCCCUUCACCUUUAGUUUAUGGGUUUCCGUAUAGUCAGAUGGCAGAGAGACAAUAGCUGCCACACACAGGCAGCACUGCAGCAGAGAAGAUCAUGCAUCAGACACCCGAACCCAGAGCCAGGAAGAAAGCACUCUGAUCUGAUCAGAGCCAUCCAUCCAUCCCCAUGCCCACAAGAAGAUUCUGCAACCCAAACGGCCCUGAAAUAAAUAUACCUACCCUACCCUACCCUACUCUACUCUAUCCUUGCCCUAAAAUAUUGAAAAACAGAAGAAAAACCCACAAAGCCCCUCUCCUCUCCUUAGUCCCCCUUCUCAAACUCACCUUCUCAUCUCUCUCUCUCUCUCUCUCUCUCUCUCUCGGAGAUCUGUUUCUCAGUGAUGAGUGGAAAUAAUAGGUUCCCUUUCACCCCAAAUCAAUGGCAAGAACUUGAACACCAAGCUCUUGUUUACAAGUACAUGGUCUCCAGCAUCCCCAUUCCUCCUGAUCUCCUCUUCAACAUCAGGAGAAGCUUGGAAUCAAACCUCAUCCUCCACCAACCUCAACACACGGGAUGGAGCUGUUUCGAGACGGGUUUGGGGAGGAAAAUUGAUCCAGAGCCGGGAAGGUGCCGGAGAACAGAUGGGAAGAAAUGGAGAUGCUCAAAAGAAGCUUACCCAGAUUCCAAAUACUGCGAGAGACACAUGCACAGAGGCAGAAACCGUUCAAGAAAGCCUGUGGAAAUUAUGGCAACACCACCACCACCACCACCAUCUAAUCCGUCAAUAUCGUCUUCUUCAAGGCCAAACCACUCUCUCUGCAACAACCCACCUCACUGUUUCCUCUUUCCUCAUUCAUCUCCUCCAACCCAACAACUCUUGAACCCACAUAAAGAUUACAGGUAUGUUUGUGGCGUGAAAGAGGAGGUUGGUGAGCAUGCUUUGUUUUCCGCAUCUUCCAUGGACAACAAUCCAAUUCCUUGGCAACUAACAAUGGUUUCUUCUUCUUCAACGGCUCAUUUGAAACAAAGAACUGGCUCUGCUUUACAGAGCGGGCAUCCUUUCUUGCAGCUUCAAGGACUCUCUGAUGCCCCAAAACAAGAACAAGAUCAGCGUUUCCAUUUGGGCAAUGAGAAGGUUGAGAAAGUAAUGCACCAUUUUCUGGACGAUGGCCCCAAGAACCAAGAUCCAUGGCUCCAUUCUGAGGACAAAUCUUGCAGUUUUAUGCCGGUUUCAACUACCCAGCUCUCCAUCUCCACACCAAACUCCUCUCACGACUUCUUCAGUGCCCCAUAAUUACAGUAACUGAAAUCGAUUCCAGUGUAUCUGUAAUCCUGACAUUGAAAUUUCUUUAUGUCUAAACCCUUUUUGGUAGGGCCGAGAGAGUGAGGAGUUGUGAGAAAGAGAGCUGCUGUGCUGUUUUUUUGGGGUUAAAUCAUAUGUAAUGUAAUGUUGUGUCGAGUGAAGGACGGAUGGGGAACAAGCAAGCAAGGAAGCAACACAAACAUAUAUCCCUUUCCCAGAUCUUAUUCCUUUCCUUAUUCCCCUUUCAGUUGAAUGAAUGGUUGGGACAAAACCCCUCAUGUUUUCUUUUUC
Molecule: messenger RNA, 1881 nt
Organism: Diospyros lotus (date-plum)
Lineage: Eukaryota; Viridiplantae; Streptophyta; Magnoliopsida; Ericales; Ebenaceae
Product: growth-regulating factor 1-like
Exons: 3
Coding region: 688-1581 (297 amino acids)
Biological process (GO): developmental process; regulation of DNA-templated transcription; DNA-templated transcription
Cellular component (GO): nucleus
Molecular function (GO): ATP binding
Source: RefSeq, a predicted model, not a curated record